This is a messenger RNA of Thamnophis sirtalis, 945 nucleotides long. RefSeq names its product secreted frizzled related protein 5 (gene SFRP5). Lineage: Eukaryota; Metazoa; Chordata; Lepidosauria; Squamata; Natricidae. The record is from RefSeq and is a predicted model, not a curated record. Gene Ontology annotation, biological process: non-canonical Wnt signaling pathway; canonical Wnt signaling pathway. Gene Ontology annotation, molecular function: Wnt-protein binding.
AUGAUCUUUCUCUGUCGGUGGAAUGUCCUGGAUGCACUACUACUGGUUCUGGUGCAAGGCUGGGUGCAGUCCAUGAGUCAGGAGUAUGAUUACUACAGCUGGCCUUCAGAUAACUUUCAGCAUGGACACUUCUAUACCAAGCAAUCACAGUGUGUGGACAUCCCAGCAGAUCUGCAGCUCUGCCACAAUGUGGGUUACAAACGAAUGCGCUUACCUAAUCUGCUGGAACAUGAAUCUAUGCCUGAGGUCAAGCAACAAGCCAGCAGCUGGGUACCUCUCCUGGCCAAGAGAUGCCACUCAGACACACAGGUUUUCCUCUGCUCUCUGUUUACGCCCGUCUGCCUGGAUCAGCCCAUCUAUCCAUGCCGUUCCUUAUGUGAAGUUGUGCGUGAUUCAUGUGCGCCUGUCAUGGAAUCCUAUGGCUUCCCCUGGCCAGAUAUGCUCAACUGCAACAAAUUUCCUUUUGACAACGACCUCUGCAUCACAGUGCAGUUUGGAAACAACCAAGUUACACAGCCACCAGUGUCGAAGAUUUGCACCCAGUGCGAGAUGGAACACAAAGCAGAUGGCAUCAUGGAGCAGAUGUGUUCCAGUGACUUUGUGGUGAAGAUGCGCAUCAAGGAGAUCAAAAAGGAAAAUGGGGAGAGGCGAUUAGUGGCCACUCAAAAGAAAAAAAAACUGCUCAAAGUGGGGCCACUGAAACGCAAGGACACCAAAAAGCUGGUACUGUAUAUGAAGAAUGCAGGCACCUGUCCAUGCCCUCAGCUUGAUGACCUCAGUGGCAGCUUUCUGGUUAUGGGCCGAAAAGUGGGUGGCAGACUGCUAGUCUUGGCCAUUUACCGCUGGGAGAAGAAGAACAAGGAAAUGAAAUUUGCAGUUAAGUUCAUGUUCUCUUAUCCAUGUUCCUUGCACUAUCCAUUCUUUUAUGGAUCAGACCCCCACUGA